AUGCUCAAAACCGGCGCCUACUCAAUGACUUUUGGCAAUUCGCCAAUUGAUAAUUUUAAUGGUAACGGCACAACCUCACCGCCGUUGAAUGGCUCUCCGCCGCUCGACGUUCAUAGAAUCUGCCAAAAAGCGAGUUGUUCUGAAGACGCGGUUGUGAUGGUGAAGCUGACCGACGAGAUGUUCACCGCUCUGGAGCAAUGCUAUCGAAGCGGGAAGAAAAUUCAGAUUCGUGUUGAAGAACAGGGAGGAAUAAUCGAACUCGGUGACGGAACAGCAUCUUCUAUGACAAAUAAUACUUUUCGGUUUCAAAAACAAAGCUUAACGGAUUCAACUGAUACUCUUGUACAACAACCGGGUGGACGCGUCUUCAAUGUUGGUGCCUAUAAAACGAAAUAUCAGAUUCAAGCAACUGAUAAAUCGUUUGAAGAGACGCGAAAACGCGCUGAAAAACGCGCAGAGGUUGAGAAAAGUCGAGGUACAAAGGAAAUGAAGAAAAGCGGCAUUCCCUCAUCAUCACGCUUAAUGAAUUCGUCGUCAACGCCUCGCGGCACUGGCGGUUCAACGCAUUCGUCGCGUGUGAGCCCGACGUUUGCAUCGAACAAGGCGUCGACGAGUCAACAGUCGUCGAAAACGUCAUCGGCGGCGCCGAAACCGGAGAACGUUGUUAGGAACGAGUUGAUGACACGAUCUUUGAAGAAACGAAUCAUGCAUCAUGUGGUGACACAAAAAUUCAAGGAUUGGGAAGAGGUGUAUAGAAAAAUGAAGUCUGAAGGAUUGCCGAAGGACAAGGAUACUUCGCCGGAAAUCAUCGAGAGAAUUGUUCGUGAGGUGUCUGAAUACGCAUCUCCCAACUCAGCGUGUCUCUCGUUGAAAACGAGCCUUCUCGGUGAGCUGGAUGCGCGUUGGAUGUUUUACACUCAAGAGGAAAAGGCUUGGGUUCGCAAAUUACAAGCAAAAGUUUCUGGAAAUCGCAGUGCUCCGACGGAUUCGUCUUCGUUUGCGCCAAUUCGAAAGAAGGGUAUGGAACGAAUGACAGCGACGUCUCGUUCGACGGCGCCAAGCGAAAAACAGGAGGCGAAAUCGUUGUCUCCAGAAGAGAUUCCAACACCGCCGACGUCUCAACCAUCUUCUAAAGCAAUGGAGCCAAUGGAGAGUGAUGAUGAUGUGUAUGAGGCACCCACCAUCGGUGUGAAAAGGAAAGCGCAUUCGGGGGCGGCGGCUGCUUCUGCUGCUACCAAUGCAAACGGCGCGAUGGCAACGCAUAUCACUAACAUUCCGGAGACGCCGGCGGAGAAGCGCGUACGUCGCAACGAAUCAGCGAGUCCACCGGAGGACCCACGCAAUGCUCAAGCUCCGCCUCCACCACCGCCGCCGGCUUCACUUCCAAUCCUGGCGACGGCUCCACAUUUGCCGCCGCCGCCUCCUCCAACGACACUUCUGAAUCACGAUAUGCACUCAAAAAUGGGAUCGUUCCAAGGUUUUGUGUACCGUCCUAACGGAUUGGCGCCACCGCCGCCGCAAACAGAGACGAAUGCGGUUGCUACCAACGGUGGCGGAUCGACGGCAUCAUCGCGACUCUCGUCGCCGGCAUCUUCGCUGUCGUCGCCAAGCCAACCUGAGUGCGAUUGGGAAAAGGAAUUCGGAGAGAUCAAGACGAUCAGCGAUGCUGAAAACUAUUUUACGAUGUUCCAUAAGGAUUAUCCAUCGUAUAUGGAAUGCUUUCGUAAGCUGAGCGAUGUUUCGAACGAGUUCCGCAAUUUGGAAAAGAAGCUCAUGAACGCGAUUCAACGCAAAUCGAGCUCGGCAUCCGCCUCCAAAGAAAUCUCGUUGAUCGAGCGGGAGAUACAGAAUCGUUAUGCGCAUUUUGAAAAAGAUCCAGAUUUUCUCAAGACUCGACAGAAGCACGCAAACCUACGUUCGAAGUUGGCGGUUUUGAAAUCGCGUAUCUGCAAUUGGGAAACGAUGCAAUAG
Messenger RNA from Caenorhabditis bovis, 1971 nucleotides. The record is from the annotation of a GenBank genome assembly. NCBI's taxonomy places the organism in Eukaryota, Metazoa, Nematoda, Chromadorea, Rhabditida, Rhabditidae.